GGAGCAGGGGUAUCUAUAACUCUGUUGUGGAUCCUUGAUUGGAUCCCAAUGGGACAUGAUUUUAAUUGUGUACACACUCCUUAACAGCUAAAAAAUUGACUGUUGUUUUUCCGCCAAUCUCUUUAUCUCUGAUUAGUAGCCUACCAAUGUGUGUCAGUUUAAUAGAGAUCGACGAACUUUCAGUUAAGAGCAAAACAAAUUUUCCGCCCAUUUCAAAUCUCAGAAAAUCAUCAACUUCAACAAAAAAUAAUUCUUCAUUGACAUAUCAAAUUAAAGUGAAAACGUAUGUUCGACGAGAUAACAAAAAAAGGACGUCUGAUCGACGGAGGUGCCAUAGACAUUCUCAUUCCACUGAUGGAAUGAAACGAAUAGACGUUUAUUUCUGUAUAGCGCAUCGAUUACCUCUUCAUGGACCCUGGGAGAGAAAUUCACGACGCUGUUGACGAAGGAUAUGUCGACGUAGACCUCGGUGAUUUAUCACACACCAUUUUCAGUCGAUCGGACGAGAAAAAUGAAAGCCGACGUUCAGCUUCUUCUGGCGGUUGGGUUCAAAAUCAGUCGGUUAAAAAUCUUGUUCCCGAAAAGAAUGACAACGGUGAAAGGACCAAGGAAACGAUGCCGUUGGAUCGUGCUGGCCUAUUCUCCUUCAUUACGUACAGUUGGCUGACAAAGUACAUGAAACGAGCUUACAAGCAGGGACUCAAAAGAAAGGACAUUCCUCUCUGCUCCACAAGAGACAGUUGCGAAAACGCAUCUCAAAGGCUUGGGCGUAUGUGGAAUGAGGAAGUAAAACGCCACGGACUUGAGGAUGCGUCUUUGAAACGGGUGACCUGGAAAUUCGUUCGAUCCCGCGUUCUGGUUAACAUCAUCCUGUACUUGACAUCCAUAGUAUUCGGAUUCAUAGGGCCGAUUUUCUUCAUGCGCCGGUUAGUGCAAUUUGUCCAGGAUAACAACAAAGUGUGGUGGCACGGCGCAAUCUUGGCGGCCGGAAUGGCCGGAUCUGAACUGAUGCGCGUCCUUCUCUUUGGCAUGUCGUGGGCCAUCGCCUACAGAACGGGUUCACGACUAAGAUCGGCCGUUAUGGCCCUUUUGUACAAGAAAGUGAUACGACUGUCUACCCUGGGCGACAAAUCCAUCGGUGAAAUGAUCAAUUUAUUUGCCAACGACGGGCAAAGGAUUUACGAAGUGGCCAGUUUUGGGCCAUUUAUCGUCGGCGAUCCAUUCGUGGCAGCCAUCGGUACCGGCUACACCAUUUGGCUAUUGGGGCCUCACGCCGCAUUGGGUAUGCUGGUCUUCGUCCUCUUUUAUCCAGUUCAGUACUUGGUUUCCAGAUUGACUGGAUACUUCCGUCGUCGAACUCUGAAAGCGACAGAUCAGCGCGUUCAGCUCAUGAACGAACUGCUCAUCUGCAUGAAACUGAUCAAGAUGUAUGCCUGGGAAAAGCCAUUUGCCAAGAGCAUUAAAAACAUCCGAGAGAAGGAGAAAAAAUAUCUGGAGGCCACGGCCUACGUUCAGUCCGCUAGUGUCGCUCUCACGCCCGUUGUGCCCAUCAUUGCAGUUAUCGUGACAUUCCUGGCCCAUAUUGGAUUUGGAUAUGACCUUUCACCUGCCGAAGGAUUUGCUGUGGUGGCGGUGAUGAUCUCGCGAGUUCGACCGUCGCUUAACGGUGCCCGCGAAGCUUUGAAAACUUGGGACGAAGCUAGAGUCAUCUGGCCGCGCAUCAAGAGCGUUUUGUCCAUGGAAGAAAUCCAGCCUUUUUCCGAGAAGCCCAUAGAUCGGAGCAUCGCACUGGCCAUUUAUAAUGGAACGUUUGUUUGGCACACUGCCGCCAAGAAGGCCAAAGCAAACAAAAUGAGUUUUUGGGAUCGCAUCUGCUGCUGUUGUCGCCACCCCGAUCCUGAGAAGGAAGUACUCACGACGGCAAUUCCGCCAAAACCGAUUCCUGUUCUCAUCAGCAUUAAUCUCAUCGUGCCUAAGGGCCGUUUGGUUGGCGUUUGCGGAACGGUGGGAUCCAGCAAAUCAUCGCUCAUUUCAGCCAUCCUCGGUCAAAUGAUUUUAGCGCAAGGGCGUGUCACGAUUGACGGCUCUUUCGCUUAUGUUUCGCAGCAAGCCUGGAUCAUCAAUUGCACCCUGAGAGACAACAUUCUCUUUGGCGAAACGUUUGACGUUGAAAGAUACAAUCGCGUUUUAACGGUAUGCGCUCUUGAUCAAGACAUUGGUAUCCUCCCUGCUGGCGAUCAGACGGAAAUUGGCGAACGAGGCAUCAAUCUUUCCGGCGGGCAAAGGCAGAGGGUCGCCAUGGCCCGGGCCAUUUACGCAAAUCGAGAUAUUUAUUUAUUGGAUGACCCUUUGAGCUCCGUCGACAGUCACGUCGGUAACCACAUUUUCAAUUACUGCAUCCGCGGUGCGCUUAAAGAUAAGACCGUCAUUUUUGUAACCCAUCAACUUCAGUACUUGAGCCAGUGCGACGAAGUCAUCUUUAUGGACCGUGGUCGGAUUUUGGAUCAGGGCCGGCACGUCGACUUGAUGAAGCAGAAUGAACGUUACGGAUCGCUGAUUCACGCGUUCCUGCACGAUGAGAACGAAAAGAACCUGAUUGAAAUCGACCCCGACGACGGCCAUAUCAUACCAGAAAAUCAUCCAUCUCAGAUUUCCCCAGAAACGGCCACCCGGAAGAGGAAACAAUUCGCAACGAAAAGGGAUUCUUCCGCCACGUCAAAGGAAUCAGUCCUUGCCAACCACUCCAUCGACGACGAACUCUGUCCCAGUGUGGAUAUUACCGUGGAUACUGGCGGCCGACUGGUUCAGGAUGAAAAGGUGGAAGUCGGCUCCAUCCCCAUGGAAACGUACAACACCUACAUCAAAGCAGCUGGCGGAUACCUUCUAGCGACUUUUGUUUUUUCCAUGUUUGUCAUCAAUGUGGUUGGCACUGCUAUGAGCUCGUGGUGGCUGGCUCACUGGCUCGAUGUGGGUGUCGUGAAUGCCAGUAGGAUUGUCGACAACCAAACGGAAUACUACCCGAGCGUCCGAGGCCAUCCGGACCUUCAUUACUAUGAAUUAGUUUAUGGCCUGUUUAUCUUAGUCAUUGUUCUAUCCAGCUUAUUGCGGAGUUUCUUCUUUAUCAAGGCAUCUUUACGCGCAUCAAAUUUGCUUCACAAUCGUCUACUCGUCAAAGUUUUCAACAGCCCGAUGAGUUUUUUCGAUUCCACUCCAGUCGGCCGGAUCCUUAACAUCUUUUCACGCGAUCUGGACGAAACCGAUUGCCGUUUACCUUCGUGCAACGAGGCCCUGACUCAGAACAUGCUGGUCGUGACAAUGUCGAUGGUUUUCAUAGCCAUGGUCGUUCCCUGGUUCCUGAUUGCUCUCUUCCUUCUGGCCAUCUUCUUCGUCCUCAUCAGCCGCGUCUUUCGCUGCGCUCUCCGCGAUCUCAAGCGGCUGGAGAACGUCUCACGGUCCCCAAUUUACAGUCACGUCACCGCUAGUAUCAGUGGAUUGAACACCAUUCACGCUUUCGGCAAAGAGAAAGAAUUUGUUUCCAAAUUUAUGGAUUUAUUUGACGAGAAUUCUUCGACUUUUUUCUUGUUCACGUGCAGUAUGCGCUGGCUGGCUGUGCGAUUGGAUUUCAUAGCAGUUUGCAUCAUGGGCAUUACGGGUGGACUUGUGGUGGGUCUCCGGGGCAUGAUUCCGCCAGCUUUCGCUGGUUUGGCAUUGGCUUAUGCGGGACAACUGACCGGAAUCCUACAAAACACCGUUAGAUGGGCCUCCGAAACGGAAUCACGCUUCACCUCCGUUCAACGGAUGCAAACUUCUCUUCAGACAUUAGAAAGCGAAGGACCUGCGGUCGUUCAAGAGCGUCGCCCGCCAAAAGAUUGGCCGCAAAGAGGUUCGAUCCUGUUUUCAAACGUCAAAAUGCGUUACCGCCCGAAUUUGCCGUUGGUUCUCAACGAUGUUUCCUUCCACAUUCGACCCAAAGAAAAAAUUGGUAUUGUGGGAAGAACAGGAUCAGGGAAAUCGUCGCUGGGCGUCGCCCUGUUUAGGCUGGUCGAUCUGGCUUCCGGUUUGAUUGAAAUCGAUGGAAUCAACAUCUCAGAAAUCGGUUUGGAAGAUCUGCGCUCAAAACUGUCCAUCAUCCCUCAAGAUCCGGUCCUUUUCAUCGGUACCGUUAGGUACAAUUUAGAUCCAUUUCAAAAAUACGACGACGACGUCAUUUGGGAGGCCAUCGAACGCACCAACAUGAAAGAGAAAAUCAAAGCGCUGCCCGGUCAACUGGACAGCGCAGUCAUUGAAAAUGGCGAAAACUUUUCAGUUGGAGAGCGACAGCUGCUGUGCAUGGCCAGAGCUCUGUUGCGUCACAGCAAGAUACUCUUGUUGGACGAAGCCACGGCGGCCAUCGACACGCAGACGGACACUUUGGUUCAGAAGACUUUGCGCGAGGCUUUCGAAGAUUGCACCAUUCUGACGAUUGCCCAUCGUCUCAACACGGUCAUCGAGUGCGAUCGAGUCCUGAUCCUCCAGGAUGGCGUCGUGGUCGAGUUCGACAAUCCAUUGGUUCUCCUGGCCGAUUACCGCUCGUCCUUUGCCGGAAUGAUGGCCGCAGCACAAGACCGAAAUCAUUUGUCAGUAUAGUUUAUUCCUUUAGUUUUUUUGGUUAUAUGAAGUUUUGGUGGAUUCACACAAUAAUAAAUAAAAAAAAGUCUCUGAUGACCGACACGGACCGACGCUUUAUCGAGGGCAUUGGGAUGGAAUAAGUUUCCCGACACGUGUGCUGGUGGCGCGAGCGUGAAUGACUCGCGUCCAUUGUAAAGGGGAGAAAGAACCGUUGCGUUUAGUGAUAGACAAAAGUCAGAAGAAACAGUAUUGUGUUGUUGGAAUAAAAGAGCUUCCUCAAUAAUUACACUUCCUCCAAAGUGGUUUUGAGAAUGAGCGAAAUUCCAUGACUAUAAGGUGUAGUAUCUUUUGAGUUGUGACGGUACGCAGUAGACACAUAUUGUACCUGCUGGAAUUUUAUAUUGCUCUAUUGGUUCUACCCGAAGUUAGUUCAGUUCUGUCGAAAUCGGCUACACAACGAAUACUAG
Molecule: messenger RNA, 5075 nt
Organism: Daphnia pulex (common water flea)
Lineage: Eukaryota; Metazoa; Arthropoda; Branchiopoda; Diplostraca; Daphniidae
Product: ATP-binding cassette sub-family C member 5-like
Exons: 26
Coding region: 409-4626 (1405 amino acids)
Biological process (GO): transmembrane transport
Cellular component (GO): membrane
Molecular function (GO): ATP hydrolysis activity; ATP binding; ABC-type transporter activity
Source: RefSeq, a predicted model, not a curated record